Cyphellophora attinorum is the source of this 1017-nucleotide messenger RNA. RefSeq lists its product as uncharacterized. Bases 1 to 1017 code for a protein of 338 amino acids. The record is from RefSeq and is a predicted model, not a curated record. The transcript has a single exon. NCBI's taxonomy places the organism in Eukaryota, Fungi, Ascomycota, Eurotiomycetes, Chaetothyriales, Cyphellophoraceae.
AUGGUUACUCUUACCAAACUACUGACGAGUGCUCUCGCUCUGUGCUUCGCUCUCGCUGGCAGCAUCGAUGUGGUGCCCGCCAUACAGCACACUCCUAAUCUUGUCACGGCGUGCAUCGCGCAGACGGUACUAGGUCCACACAACAUUUCCACUUCGUUUCCAACAGCUAUGUCGCAGACGACGCCGAUACUUCAUGUUCAGACACAGUUGGAGCCGUUUCCGGAGGCCUCUCGUCAAUGCAAUCACGAUUCUCACGAAAUGGGCCGCGUCAUCACUCUCAACGUUGCUCCGGAGCAGAAGCCCUUCAUAUUCCACGAAUUCAUCUUGAAGAAGAUCAAUUUGACCGAAAAUUGGCUCAUGGCUGUGAGCGGCGGUUCGGCGGUGAAUGGCACAUAUCAAAUACCAGAUGAAGAUCCUCACGCAUGGACAGACCUUUGGGAAUUGGCAUACUACGGAAAUUUCACAUGCAACUUGGCCAAGCUCAAAUCCAAUCUGGAAUCGGCAGCCGCGGCUCAUCAUAGGAAGCAAUACCAGAUAUCUGCCCUCAGGAGGAUGCGACUAUACCUACUUGCAACAAGAUUUCAUGGCGAAGAUGUUCGCAACAGAGUAAUGGACUCCUUUCUCGAUGGCUGGGUCUACUAUUUCCCUGAGCUUCUCGAGCUUGUCUUGGAGGCAGAGAUUCCGCAAGAGGAUCCAAUGAGAUCUUUGCUCAAGCAUGCGCUGGCAUUCGAAGUACUCGAUGGGUCCUCUGACUGGGGAACUUGGAGGAAGCAUCAACCAGGUCAAUACGCCUUCUACGAGCAAAAUGUCAAUCGGUCGAACUUCUUGAAUCAGGCAAUGAUGGAAUAUCCAAAUGGGACAUACCCGGGCUGGACCUGGGAGUCGAGAUGCAGAUGGCAUACUCAUGGUUCCACGCCAGCAUGCCAUCCAGAAGUCGAUCCCGGAGCCAAGAUAGAAAGCGGUCUGGCGGUAGUGAAUGAUCGGCGCAAUCCACUUUCCUACCUGAAGCGUUGGUAA